Molecule: messenger RNA, 1380 nt
Organism: Osmerus eperlanus (European smelt)
Lineage: Eukaryota; Metazoa; Chordata; Actinopteri; Osmeriformes; Osmeridae
Product: MOB-like protein phocein
Exons: 8
Coding region: 33-758 (241 amino acids)
Cellular component (GO): cytoplasm
Source: RefSeq, a predicted model, not a curated record
CUUUCUGUUUGUGGGCCCGUCUCCUAUCCCACAUGACAUCAGGAAGCGCUGUGCGUAGUGACAUCCGGAUUCCAGGCGAGAUGGUCAUGGCGGAGGGUACAGCUGUUCUGAGGAGGAACCGACCAGGGACUAAGACAAAAGAUUUCUACAAUUGGCCAGAUGAGUCAUUCGAGGAGAUGGACAGCACUCUGGCUGUACAGCAGUACAUUCAACAAAACAUCAGGACAGACUGCUCCAACAUUGAGAAGAUUCUGGACCCCCCCGAGGGUCAGGAUGAGGGCGUCUGGAAGUAUGAACAUCUCAGGCAGUUUUGUCUUGAACUGAAUGGACUUGCUGUAAAGUUGCAGGGAGAGUGCCACCCAGAUACCUGCACCCAGAUGACCGCCACAGAGCAGUGGAUCUUUCUCUGUGCUGCCCACAAGACUCCCAAAGAGUGUCCUGCCAUCGACUACACCCGACACACACUAGAUGGAGCAGCCUGCCUCCUGAACAGCAACAAGUACUUCCCCAGCAGGGUGAGUAUCAAAGAAUCUUCUGUUGCUAAGCUGGGCUCAGUUUGCAGACGGAUUUACAGGAUAUUCUCCCAUGCCUACUUUCACCAUCGCCAAAUCUUUGACAAGUAUGAGAACGAGACGUUUCUGUGCCAUCGCUUCACACGGUUUGUGAUGAAGUACAACCUGAUGUCUAAGGACAACCUCAUAGUUCCCAUCAUGGAAGAGGAGGUCCAGAACGAGGCGGAGGGAGAGAGCGAAGCCUGAACACCAGCUUCAUCAUGCCAAACCUACACACAGACACACACACACACACACACAGACCCUGUCCAUACAAAAUUGUACAUUAUCACAGACCCAAGAGAAAACAAGCACACUAAAAUCACAUGCUAGUGUUAGUAAAAAACUGUCAUUGCUGUAAUAACUGAGACAUAACAUCUCAAUCUAACCUGAAUGUUUCAGAUAUAGCAGUGUUGUGGUGAAACGUUACAUUCAUUGUAUUCCCUUGGUUGACUGUGGGAUUGUGUCUUUAACUAACAACAGACUAACCUUGCCUUUCUGCUUGUUUCUUUCCUCUUAACUUCUUAAAUAUUCAUCGUAUUCUAGAAUCUUUGUCGAAAUCUCGGGUCGUGUGUAGUCACAGCCAAGGCAGAUGUAUGCCAUAACCAAAUGUUACAGAUGGUGAAAUCAUGAGCUUAUCCAGGCCAAGAUGACAACUACACAUUGUAUCUGUUUGAAUGAUGGGUCACAUUACAGCUACGGUCCCACUUUCUCAUGAAAUCAUUUAGGAGAUACUAAAGAGUGGAGGUGUUGAAGCUCCGUGUUUCUCACCUGGCACUGCUAAAGGCUUGUUUGCUCACUGGACAAAAGAUUCUGCACCUAUUCUUUA